This is a messenger RNA of Paramecium octaurelia, 356 nucleotides long. The record is from the annotation of a GenBank genome assembly. NCBI's taxonomy places the organism in Eukaryota, Ciliophora, Oligohymenophorea, Peniculida, Parameciidae.
UGAAUGGAAUUGAAACACUUUUCACGUAGAGUGUCAUCGUAAAUGCAACAAGGUAAAAUGAAAGAGUUCUGGUUUUUCAAUGAGAUUUUUAGCGGUAGGAAUUAAACCAAAUUUUUAUUUUAUUUUAUUUUUGGCGGUUUUUAUUGCUCACAGAAUAUACAUAUAGGCGCUACUUUUUUUGGGCCAUAACACUUGCUAUGAAACACUUUAGAACAUUUAGAACAAAAUUCCUCAUCACCACACUAUACAUGCUUUUAACAUCGCCCACAUAAAGUAUCUACUUCCAAUUCAUUUGUAUCUGGAAACGUAUUCUUAAGCUCAAGACAACGAGUGCAUGUCCACUUUUUUGGUUUGCG